Molecule: messenger RNA, 4186 nt
Organism: Danio rerio (zebrafish)
Lineage: Eukaryota; Metazoa; Chordata; Actinopteri; Cypriniformes; Danionidae
Source: RefSeq, a predicted model, not a curated record
GAGAGUGGCAAGAGUGUUAUGCGCGGGGAAAAAAAAGAAGGAGGAGGCGGGUGGAGGCGUGUUCUUUGUGUCGUGAAGCCCGUGUUAAUCUGCUGUGGCAUCCACUCAGAGACGAGCCUUACAUCCGAGAACCAGCGUUGCCGUGAGGUGCCCACACGCAAGUGCGUCCUUCCAAAACAACAACAACCAAAAGAAGAAGAUCAAUUCCUAAGAGUGCAUGAUUGAUUCAAGAUUUCAGGAGCUUUUCUUUUGUUUGUUUUUCUUUUUUGUGCAGGACUUGGAUUGAAGUUUUGGAAGGAGGUUUUUCUCAGGUGAUAUUAUUGUGCACGUUUAACAUGCACAGAUGAAGAAGAGAGCAUCUAUCGGGCUGGAGUUGCAUGCUGAAGGUGCUGAAGGUUGUAGCGUCGACUCCUGAUUUUAUGCACAGGAAUACAACUUUUGCGAACUGUAGCAUCACUUUGCAAUGGCCCGAGUCUUUCCGGGUGGCACUGCAGAAGGGAUCUCUGGAUAUCAGUUGGGUUUUUGGUCCCAGGGUCUCUAAAUGGAUCUAUCUGAUUUGGUUGGCGCAGUAGCCUGCAGGGACGAAGUUCUUCUAAUGCCCUGCUGGAAUGCCUGUGAGCAAUGAUUAGCUCUAAAGAGGAGGAUUCGCUAAUGUUUAUGCAGUAUGUGGAAGACUGUGGACUAAGAGCAUAUAACAGAUUGGUCACGCAUAACAUCGACCAAGUGUGGAAUGAGAAAAGCAAGAUUAACUUUCAGGAGAAAAACGACAAGAAGCGAAAGCAGGAAGAAGCCAUUAAAAGGGGGGAAGAAGUGGUCACUGAGGGCAAGCACCUGCGAAUGGGCUCAAUGAGCAUGCCGGCCCCUGCGGAGCACAUGUCCCCUCACCAGCACCAGCACCCCUGUAACCCGGGCUUCAGCGUCCGCUCCCAGUCCCUGCACUCGGUGGGAGGGUUGGAAGAGGAGGGAAGCCCCACAUCCCGUAAGCAGCCCCCACCCAAACCCCGGCGGGACCCCAGCACAAAACUCAGCAUCUCCUCUGAAGCGGUGGACAUCAGUCCCACUUACUGUAAAGGCGAUGAAUCAGAGAGGUGUGAUGGAACACAAGGUUGCAGUGAGGACUGCAGGAAAGUUCCCCCACCGAAACCUAAGAGGAAUCCCAACACACAACUGAGCACUUCCUUCGAUGAAUCUUACAUCCGCAGUAAUGGUUCAAAAGGUUCGACCACAAUGCUUUUCUCAAGAGAUGGCCAAACGCCUUCUCCUCAGCCACAGGACUUGGAUGAACCUGUCUACAUUGAGAUGUCAGGGAAUGUGGGCCAGGAAGCCACCCCUCGUACUGAGGAGGAUGAGCCAGGCGAGGCUGUCUAUGAAGAGAUGAAGUAUCCUGCACUUGACGAGUAUGACUCGCGUUGGGAUCUUGUGAACUGUCGAUCACUGUGUGUCACACCUUGCCCAAGUGAAUCUGAAAUCUAUACCCCUCUGAGCCGUUGUACCACCCCUAGAGGAGUGCCCCUCUGUGAUAUCCCUGCCCCUUUCCCUAACCUGCUGUCUCACAGGCCCCCUUUACUGGUUUUCCCUCCAGCCCCAGCUCAGUGUUCUCCCAACUCGGACGAGUCCCCGCUUACCCCACUUGACGUAGCAAAGCUUCCUAUGUUUGAGAAUGGCUCUUUUGGCAAGUCCCCAACGUCAUCUUCUUUGGAACCCUCCGGCUCGGCCUCGACGUCGCACAUGAGGCGUGCUGAAAGGGAGCUAACAGCAACUCCUACAAUAACAGCAUCUGGACGUUCGUCCGCACCACCAUUGCCCUGUGCCCUCUAUAAAAGUUCCUCCUCUUCAUACAGUUACCAGCGCAGCCACUCGGCCUGCCCCUCACCAGUCAGUAUGGGCCGCUGCCUGACGCCCCUCAGCCUCAUGCGCUCACCACCUAUUGAUGGACCAUUUUCUGCAUCAGGCCUUCCUCGCAGCGCCUCCGCCACACCUCACGGAAAGGCGUCUCCACCGCAGGACGCAAGCUCAGGGGGACGCCAUCAUGGCUCCAUGCAGAACGUCUCAGUGGCUCGCUCACGGACGCCCACCAGCCCAUUGGAUGAACUCACCAACCUCUUCACCACUGGCAGGAACAUGCUGAAGAAGAAUACCAGUGGCAGAAAGAGCAAGGAACCAGGAGAAAAUGAAUCCAAGGGAAAGAGUCACAGUUCUGAGUCCAAACGAGAGCACAAGGAGAGAAGCCAUCACAGCAAGGAAUCCAAGCGAGAUAAAGACCGUAGCAGCAAGUCCUCUCAUCGCCGGGAGGGCAAAGACAAAGAACCAAAUGGCACUGAAGCCUCAUCUCGGCAUGACUGCAGGGACUGUGGCUUCAACACUACUGAUCCGUUAGCCAGAAGAGACAGCAAGGACAGAGGUUGUAAUGGACCAGAGUUGCCUCCUCGGCAAGAGAGCCAAGAUCGAGGCUGUAGCACUGAGGCACUGCCUCGACGGGAUAGCAAAGACAGAGGCUGUAACAGUGCAGAACCCAUCAUCAGAAGGGAUAGCAAAGACAGGAGCUGCAGCGGUGCAGAAUUGACCACUAGACGGGACAGCAAAGACAGGAGCAGCAAUGGUGCAGAACCGAUCAUAAGACGGGACAGUAAAGACAGGAGCUGCAACGGUGCAGAACCGAUCACAAGACGGGAUAGUAAAGAUAGGAGCUGCAAUGGUGCAGAACCGAUCACAAGAUGGGACAGCAAAGACAGGAGCAGCAACGGCACAGAUCCGAUCAUCAGACGGGACAGUAAAGACAGAGGCUGUAUAGGACCAGAACUCUUGGCCAGACAAGAUAGUAAGGAACUGCUAAGAAAUGGUCUAGAGACCAGGCGGGACAGCAGAGAGAAAGCUUGCUAUGGGAUAGAACUUCCUCCCAGACAUGAAAAUAAGGACCUGGGCAGAACAGGCUUGGAGAGUCGGCGAAACAGUAAAGAAGGUUCCAAGCAUAGCACAGAAUCUGUUCAGGACAAGGAGAAAAGCAACCACAGUGCAGAGAGCUGGUGGGGGAGCAAGGAAAGGAUCAGCAAUGGCAAUGAUGUCAGGCGAGAAUGCAAAGAUAAAGGAGUACGCACAAGUGAUCCAAAAGAUAGAAGCAACUGUAGCACAGAAUCACCCAAAGCACAGGACAAAAGGUCUGGAUCUUCAGCCAUGGUGGCUUCAAGUUGGUCUGCUGGAAGAUCCUCCAUGAGUCCAAAUAAUGUGCUGGGAAACUCGGACCUGAAGAUGGUUCUAAAGGAAGGACGGCCUUCCUCGACACCAGUAGCAUCAUCACCAAAAGGCACACCUCAAAGACAGCCUCCUGAUGUCCAGCAGAUGCCCCCCAUGCCAUGGUUAUGCGGCGAUAGCACAAUGCUGGAGAUGAUAGAAAAGAAACAACGCCUCUGUCGAGAGAUACGCUCCCGUCAGCGACUUCCUGACUGCAGUCCAUGCAAGAAAGAGAGCCUGCCUAUCAUGCCCAGCUGGAAGAAAACAAACGGCCUGAAGAAGUACAGCCCCCCUCCAUACCCCACUCAGACCACAGUCUUCUGGGACACAGCUAUUUGACUCUCGAGAGUGCUUCGGGACCACGCUUUGCCUUUUAUUAUCAGGCAGAGUCGAGUGUGCUUCCUCCAGAAGACGAGUGUGUGGGGUUAUAAUAGCAAUAUUUCAGAGGUUGCAGUUUAUGGGUUUUCAUAUCAUUGUUGAUAGCUAAUAUUUUUAUACUCAAUGUGACUCUAUGACCUAGCAUCUAUAGAUAUUUUCUAAAUGAAAUGAAAUAUCUUUGUAAAGAUUAUGUAGGGUUAGUCCAAUGCAAUUGCUGUUUUUCUACCUUUAAUUUAUUUCGUUUUUUUUUUAAACAUCACAGCACAGUACCUUUUCAUCAGUAGCUUUGACUUGCCUUUUUUGUCAUAUUUUACCACACUGAAUGAAGUCUAAUUUAACAUUGGAUGUUAUGACGAUUUGACCAGGGCUAGCUUACUCAUCUGCUGCCUUUCCGCAUAUUAUUGGAUACUUUAAUUGAAUGUCUAAUGUUAAGAACAGAUGAAAGUCCUUCUUAAAGGAUCUCAUUGCUAUUAACCACAUUCUUCUUUAGUUUCUGUAGUCAUUUACAGUAAGUGGUAGGUUUCAGAGAACACGACUUACUCUAAGGUCAGGUCAAUGCACAUAGAAUAAGGGUAACAGU